Molecule: messenger RNA, 3483 nt
Organism: Macrobrachium nipponense
Lineage: Eukaryota; Metazoa; Arthropoda; Malacostraca; Decapoda; Palaemonidae
Product: proton myo-inositol cotransporter-like
Exons: 14
Coding region: 496-2184 (562 amino acids)
Biological process (GO): myo-inositol transport; transmembrane transport
Cellular component (GO): apical plasma membrane
Molecular function (GO): myo-inositol:proton symporter activity
Source: RefSeq, a predicted model, not a curated record
UGCGUGUGUGGAUAGGUAUCACAGGUGAUUACAUAGAUUAAGGUAUUUAAAUACACAAAAAUGGACAACAUUUCUCUGUUCACGUUGAAAGGAAUUAAACAAUAACUACAGAUCUUCUAUACUACUAUCAAUUACAAAGGCUGUUUCAAUCAACAAGCGAAGGAAUUUACUUUUAACUAAAGAAAUAGAUUAAAAAUGAAUGACUGUGGUUAUGGUAAUAAUAUGACUUUUAUCAUCUACCUACCAAAUGUAGAAACCCUCCGAGUGUGACCAUCCAACCCCAGCCUCCAUCUGGGGGUAGUAUAAGGGUUCCAUCCCUUGCCCUCUGUCCCUGAUUCGCCAGACACACAUUCUGCACUGCUUGGUUCUCGCCGUCGAGUUCUGCUUGUCGUAACGAAGGACAUAUAACUUCAUUGUCUGGAGGCAAAACAAAAUUAUUUGAAGAGAAAACAUUUUUCCUCCAGAAAACAGAUCAUUCCUGAAGAUUCUCCUACUAUGGGCUUCAAAGCCAGUGCAGGGUCCCUGAGGAGCAAGAUGGAGUCCAUCCCGAAGCCCAUGUGGAUGCUGAUCGUCUUCAGCGCCAUCGGCGGGUUCCUCUUCGGGUACGGAACUGGGGUCGUCUCUGGCGCCAUGAUCCUAAUCAAGAAAGAGAUGAACCUUUCAACGCUAUGGCAUGAGAUUAUAGUGUCAGCCACCAUAGCGUCAGCUUGGCUGUCAGCCCUGAUCGCUGGACCUACAACCAACAAGUACGGUCGACGUUAUAUCAUCCUGGCAGCCAGCAUCAUCUUCCUCCUGGGGACACUGAUCACAGGUUUUGCCCUGGAGAAAAUCAUGCUCCUCUUCGGCAGAAUUAUUGUGGGUUUGGCCAUAGGACUAAUUUCCAUGGCUGGGCCGGUCUACCUGAGCGAGUCCUCCACGGCAGAGCAUAGAGGUUGCAUCACCAUUAUCAACAACCUGUUUAUUACAGGGGGCCAAUUGGUCUCUUGCAUCGUCUGUGGGGUGUUCUCGGGCGCCCCCCACGGCUGGAGGUACAUGCUAGGACUUGGGGCACUUCCAUGCGUCGUGCAACUGGCUGGAUUCUCCUUCAUUCCAGAGAGCCCUCGAUGGCUAGUGGCCAAUGGAAGGGUUCCGGACGCUCGCAUGGUUCUGGCCAAAAUUCGACACCCCGAUGCUGACCUGGAAGGAGAAUUGGAUGUCAUCUCAGCUGCUGUUGUAGAUGCCAAAAACCAAAAAGCCACCAUCAGGGAAGUCCUGAGGUCGGCCCCUGCCAGGAGGGCUCUUCUGAUUGGAAGUCUCCUUCAGCUGUUCCAGCAGGUGACUGGGAUCAAUAUCGUCAUGUACUACAGCGCCUCUAUCAUAACAAUGGCCGGGUUACGUAACGAGUCCUUAGCCAUAUGGCUGGCAGCUGCCGUCUCCUCCAUCAACUUCUUCGGCACCUUCAUCGGCCUGUGGCUGGUGGACAGACUGGGGAGGAGGUUCCUGAUCGUGACGUCUCUCAUAGGAUCCGCAGGAGCGCUCCUGCUCUUGGCCCUGAGUUUCCAGGCAGCCAGCGUUUUCAGUCCUCCUGUGGACGUACAGUCUAACUCGACGGCAUGUGGAGUUAAUACGUGUGGCGAGUGUGUCAAAGAGGAAGAUUGUGGUUACUGUUUCUCUGGAACAACAUAUAACUUUCACAAUUCGUCUUGUGUUCUGGUUGAUCACCACUCACAUCAUAAGUUAAGUCUUGAAGGGGACUGCGCCAAUUCGACACUUGUAGCGGAAAACGAAGUGACAUUUGCCUAUGACUGGUGUCCCACUGAAUACGCUUGGAUACCUGUCGUAGGAUUAGCACUGUACCUGCUGUUUUUCGCACCGGGAAUGGGGGUCAUGCCCUGGACUGUGAACAGUGAGAUCUUCCCUGGAUGGGCGAGGUCAACUUGCAACAGUCUCACGACUGCUGUUAACUGGGGCUCCAACCUUAUAGUUUCCCUAACUUUUCUCACGCUGACUGAGACGCUGGAUAAACACGGUGCAUUCUACCUGUACAUGACCGUGGCCAUCAUUGGAGUCUUCAUCUUCUAUUUCUUCCUUCCUGAAACCCGGGGCGUUCCUCUCGAAGAAGUGGAGGACCUCUUCACAGGACCCCUCUUGGUCAGGUCACCUUCAGGAACAAAGUAUAAACCGGGAUUUGAAAACCAGGAAUGACGUGACAGCAUCUAGAUUACUUUUUACUUUGUUCAUCAACUGUUGGGACCCAUUUGAACAUUUUCAACCUGUGAUUUAGUUUGCUGUGACAGAUGCUCAGGAAUGCUCCGUAUUUUGUAACAUUGAUAAAAGACACAAGGAUCAUUAUGUUCCUAUAUUACACAAGGUCAGAAGUCAUCAGUGUUAUGAAUCUCAUCAGACUUUAAAUGCUGUAUUUCAUGCAUUUCAGAUAUAUUCGGGACUGACUUAGGAAAAUGUCAUGUAAAUAUUGUUUUUUUUAUUAGUAUGUAAAAUUUACACAAAGCUUGAGGUAAUGUGUAAGGCUGUUAACGAAUCAUUUGGUGCUGAGUUAAGCUUUCUAAAAUGGAAAACAUUUCAUUGUAUUUAUUAUUAUUUCAUUCAUACUUUUGUUUCAGUUUACAAAUAAUUACUAGCAGUAGUUUGUUGCUGCUGUGUUCACAGUAGAGAAAAAAAAAUUCCUUUUGUCGUGUUGUUGACAGUUCAGAGUUUGUAACGAAAUGAUAAUACAAUAUUAAGCGGAAUCAGUCUUAAUUACGUUUUGAAGUUAAAAUAAUAAAAAACGGGAUUUUUUUUUUUUACUGUCAUUUGAAGUUAUUGUCAUUACGUUCGUGAUUGUUAUUAUCAUUUAACCGACAUGUACUGUAUUUCUAUAUAGUAAUUAUGUUUUUACCUUUUUUGUUUUAUGUAAUGUCAAAGGUACAACUUUGGAACCACUAAACACUGUAUUUUUGGCACAAUGCGCAAGUCAGGCAAAAUUUUGGAGGAAAGUGUUGAGUCAUUAAAUGUAUUUGGAGGUAAAAAUAUAGAAACAAAUUAAUGAAUGAAUAAAUAAAUUAGUUGAUAAAUAAAUAAAUAGAUAGAUAAACUUGCAACUGGUGAAGAGUACCGGGAGAUAUAUGAAGCCAUUGGUCAGAUGAUUCUUCUGAAAUCUCGUGAUUGGUUCAUUUUGGUUUUACCCUCCCUUCUUUUUCCCAUUCCCCCCCCCACCCCCCUCCCCCCCACAUUCCUGGCUAACAGCUCAGCUGUGGCAGUGAACAGAGACCGUCCUCUUGUCUCCAAAAGUCCAAAUUACUCAUACGGAUCCAAACGCUCCCCGAGAUACGGCUGUCUUCAAGUGGUGCCAAAAAUACUGGCUUACAUUCCAUAAUUCAGGUAAUUUAUAGUGCCCGUUUGUAUAUCAGAUGUCUUUUUGUAGACCUUUGCAAAGCAAUGCAGUGGUGGAUACAGUGCUAGCUUUUAACUGUAGCAGUUAAACAUUAAAGGCUGUUUGUUUUUUUG